UCCUAGGAUGGCAGACACACUCCCCACAGAGUUUGAUGUGGUUAUAAUAGGGACAGGUCUGCCUGAAUCUAUCCUUGCUGCUGCAUGCUCAAGAAGUGGACAGAGGGUUCUACAUAUUGAUUCAAGAAGUUACUAUGGAGGGAAUUGGGCUAGUUUUAGUUUUUCAGGAUUGCUAUCCUGGUUGCAGGAGUAUCAGCAGAAUAGAGAUACUGAGGAAGAAAGUGUUGCUGCAUGGCAACACUUAAUUCAUGAAACAGAGGAACCCAUCACUUUUUGCAAGAAGGAUGAAACUAUUCAACACAUAGAAGUUUUUUGCUAUGCCAGUCAAGAUAAAGAGGACAAUGUUCAAGAGAUUGGUGCUCCACAGAAAAAUACCUCCUCAGUGGCAUCUAGUACCGUCAUGGAACCUCUGAGUUCAGCAUACUUGCCCAAAGAAAGUAACUCAUCAUACUUCACUAGCUAUGAAAUAUCUUCCAAACAUACCCCAAAAAGUGAUAAAGACAUUUCUUUAGAAGUAACUGAUGUAAAGGAAUCAUUAGAGAAAGAUAAAAAUUGUAUACACACAGUUUCAGGUGGGAGUAAAGGUGAAAACAAACCUACAGUAGAAGACAACAUUGAUGAGUCAAAGAAAAAUAGGAUUACUUACCCUCGAAUUGUUGAAGAAGGCAGAAGAUUUAAUAUUGAUUUGGUAUCAAAGUUGCUAUAUUCCCAAGGAUCACUGAUUGACCUUUUAAUCAAAUCAAAUGUUAGUCGUUAUGCAGAAUUUAAAAAUGUUACUAGGAUUCUUGCAUUUCGGGAAGGAAAGGUAGAACAGGUGCCUUGCUCCAGAGCAGAUGUCUUUAAUAGCAAAGAACUCACUAUGGUUGAAAAAAGGAUGCUAAUGAAAUUUCUUACCUUCUGUUUAGACUAUGAACAACAACCUGAUGAAUACCAAGAUUUCAAGGAAUGUUCAUUUUCAGAGUACUUAAAAACUAAAAAGUUGACCCCCAACCUCCAACACUUUAUACUACACUCAAUUGCAAUGACAUCAGAAUCAUCAUGUACCACAUUAGAUGGCCUUAAAGCAACAAAAAACUUCCUUCAGUGUCUUGGACGGUUUGGCAACACUCCGUUUUUAUUUCCCUUGUAUGGCCAAGGAGAAAUUCCCCAGUGUUUUUGCAGGAUGUGUGCUGUUUUUGGUGGAAUCUAUUGUCUUCGCCAUAAAGUACAAUGCCUUGUAGUUGACAGAGAAUCUGGAAGAUGUAAAGCAAUUAUAGAUCACUUUGGUCAAAGGAUAAAUGCUAAAUAUUUUAUUGUGGAGGAUAGUUACCUUUCUCAGGAAACAUGCUCAAAUGUACAGUAUAAACAGAUCUCAAGGGCAGUACUCAUUACAGAUCAGUCUAUACUAAAGACAGAGUCAGAUCAACAGAUUUCCAUUUUGGUAGUGCCUCCACUAGAAUCAGGAACCUGUUCUGUUCGGGUCACGGAAUUAUGUUCGUCAACCAUGACAUGCAUGAAAGACACCUAUCUAGUACAUCUGACCUGUGCAUCUUCAAAAACGGCAAGAGAAGACUUAGAAUCAGUGGUGAAGACAUUAUUUACUCCUUUUACUGAAACAGAGGCAGAAAAAGAAGAACUUAGAAAGCCAAGACUUUUGUGGGCUCUAUAUUUUAAUAUGAGAGAUUCCUCAGGAAUCAGCAGAAGUUCCUAUGAUGGUUUACCUUCAAAUGUUUAUGUCUGCUCUGGGCCUGACUGUGGACUGGGAAAUGAGCAUGCGGUCAAACAAGCAGAAACACUGUUCCAGGAGAUCUACCCAGGUGAAGAAUUCUGUCCUCCUCCUCCAAAUCCAGAAGACAUUAUCUUUGAUGGUGAUGAUAAGCAACCAGAAGCCCCUGGAACCAACAACAUCAUAAUGGCCAAGCUUGAAUCCUCUGAGGAAAGCCAAAACUUGGAAAACCCAGGGAAGCAUCUUCAGAAUUAGAAAUGAACAAACUCGAAAUGCUCUUCAUCCUAGAAUCAACAUAUUCGUAUUUAAAGGACAACUUCCCACAUAAAAGAAUAGUAUGCAGUUGUUGUCUUUAAAAUGAUUUGAGACAUUUGGCACUGGGUGUCUUUGUGAACCUAUCAGUAACUGAUUUAUUGGUCACUGAACUUUUUUUUUUGUUUCAGAAUCAGCUCCAUGAUCCAGAAUCUCAAAAAAGGAUUAGCUUUAUUUUAAUAUUAGCAUUAUGUGAGGGUUCCAUAUUAGCAGCUUCACUUAAAGAAAGGUGAUAUUGUGCCUAAUACUGAUCUUCAAAUUUUCUUUGUCUACAGAACAAUUAAUAUCAUUUAGGAAACACUCUAGUUACUCUUGUAGCUACGAAAACUGCUACCACCUCUGCUUGAAUAGUGAAACAUACACAAGUAGUAAAUUAUGUAAGUCUUUUGUAAAUAAUGUAAACAUGUAGACUUGGUAGUAGGAAUAGCAACCAGUACAAAUACCAAUAUGAUAAAAUACAAUUGUUUCUAAUUGUUAAGUCUACUGUUAAUAAUACAUUUUGCAGGUGACUUUAUCUACUUGAUUCUUAUAACCCAUGAGGCAAUGAAAUCAUCAUAGCCUUCUACUUUACAUAAAGAGAGUUUGUAGUUGAAGAACUCAUUUGUGGGAGGUACAUUCCAAAGAAAUUAAAAGUAAAGUUAGAGUCAUUUAAAAAAAAAAGAAUCUGUAGAGUCUUGCUUUGACAUCUAAGAAGACCUUCCAACAAGUAACUCAGGCCAAAAUAAAAAAUAUGUGACCCCAGGAAAACAUACUUCAGGAUGACUUCCAAAAUUCCAAAAACAUAUCCUGAGGAGAAGCUGAGUGAGAAACUUUUCACCUGGGAUUACAGAUGAUUUUAAAAUCCUCUGUUAAAAUAGAUUUUCUCAUCCCAGUUUUCUCAGGAUGAAACAUACUGCCUUGCUGACUCUGUCACUUUAAAUACAAGCAGUGACAAAUAUAUAGAGUCAAAGUAGGACUAACUGCCCCUAUGGUUGUGUCCCAUCCAUAAAUAGUGAGGUAACAGUCUGCAUAAGCACUUCUGCCUCUUGGCUGCAUCUGGAGAAUAAAAACCUUUUGUUUUUCCUCCUAGAACCACCAGAAGCCAAAAAAUUGGUUUACUCCAAUUUCUUAAGGUGAAAACUUAGGGAACUGUCAGAGAAGGUGAAUUUCCACGCUUAGUUCCAUUUCCAUUCCUCAGGCAGAGAAUGAUCUCUUUGGAAUGAUCCAAAGAAACCCAAACCAUUUCAUAACAAUGUUUGCUCUCAAAUAGCAUAUACUAUGUGCUAGGCAUGUGUAAUACUGUGCUUUUGCACAGGUUCUCAACAAUAUAAGGCAGAUUCUAUUGCAUACUCUUUCAAAGAGGAAUGGAGACUCAAUUAUUAAUCAUUUUCUCAGUCUGCUAUGUGGGAGCCAGUAUUGGAACCCAUUUUUUUCAUGAUUCCAAAACCCCUAAUCUUUCCACCUGCCUUAAUUGCUAGAAGAGUACAAGUGCAGUAUGAGAAAGAAAGGGUGCAAAUCUGUUGCUGGGGAAGAAAAAUAGAUCCUGGUCUUGCAGCUUAUUGUUAAAUCAGAAAUGUGAAUAAGAUUAAUUAAAAUAAAUGUUUUAGAGCUAUGAAUCUAAUUGAAGCAGAAUUUGACCAAGUUUUAACAAAAUAAUGCUCUUUGGUAACAUCUUUUGGUCUGAAGUUUGUGUUAUAAAAAAUGUUAAACCAAAAUAUUUUCUAAUUCAGUCCUUCAUUACUCUUCUGUAUGUAAGGAAUAUGAGACAAGAUGGAUUUAAGUAAUUGACAGCAUACUGGAAGUAUAAAAGUCACGGAUUGGUAUUAAUAUUGACUUUUAAAAUAUAGUAAAGUGGUAUUAGUAGGUAGAUCAUAAAGUUUAAAUAUCAAAAUGCCUGAUUGCUACAAAAUAGUAAUUAAAAUAAAUAAAAUUAUAACAAAAUGGAAGUGAAAGUAAUUCAGACUUACUAAAGUUUUUAAGUAUCACAGGUUAUUCAUAAGAAAUCAAGAAAAGAACAGUGAAAAGUUGCAAAAGAUGGUAUCACCAAAUAUAAUAGAAAUAAUAAAAAGCAUUAUAUUAGGCCACAAUAAGGAUUGUUUUAAAAAAUUAACAAAAAACAUAUUACUUUCUUAAUACAAAAUAGCAAGUUUGAAAUGAAACAAGUUGUAAACAGUAAAAGAUAUUUAAAAAUAUAGAAUAUUAUAAUCUAGUAUAAUUUUCUGACAAACUAGGAUUUGACCCCAGUGAAGUUAUUGAUUAACUUUUCAAAUGUUUAAGGAAAAAUAAUUUUAUGUAUCAUGAAAGAUGAUAUACCAUUAGUUCCAUUUUGAGGUACCUAUGGCUUCAAUACUAAAAGUCAAACAUACUUAAAAGGGUCUCAUUCUUAGCAAAUGCAAAAUGAAAAGAAAAAUAUUAGUAAAUAAUACAUCAACAAAAAACAAUUGUUUAUUUUGAAUCAGAAUUAUUAGGCUGAUGUUCAGUAGAGCAGCCAUUACAUCAACAUAAGUAGAAUAAAAUGGCAAAAAUCCAAAGCGUUAGCUACAGCCAAAGUUAGUCUUAACUUUUUAAAGAUUUAACAUUCAUCUUUGAUUUAAUUAUCCUUGUUAAUGAUUUCAAAUCCUUUUCUUAGAGUGAUAAUUACUUUAAGAACUAAUAUUCAUAUUGGGGAAACAUUUCUCAGUUUGAAAUUAAACUAUGUUGGCACCAUUUUCUUUAUAUAGGGUUGAAUAAACUUGUGAUAAAGACAUUCACAAAACGAGAAAGAUAAGAAAACACCACAAAUUUUAUUUUCUAUUUACAUGACUUUAUAACCAUCUAAACUUAUACUGUCACAUAAAUCUAACAAGAGACUAAUUGAGGAAGUUGCAGGAUAUAUCAUUGUUAAAAAUUUCAUUUCUAGAUGCCAACAGUGACUGCAAUUUAAAAGGUGUUUGGGUAUUAAUAUAUAUGAACCAUUUAAAGACUGUUAUGCAACUAUAUUGAGACAAUUUAAGAAAAAUGCUUAAAUAGAAGCAGGUUGCAGGAGCUAAAUUUAAAAUAUGUGCAUACUCCCAUGAGAGACAUCCUGGUAUAAUGGAAAAGUUGUACAUGUGGAGUCCUUACAUCACAUCUUAUUAGUUGUCUCAUCUUGAGAAAACCACUUUUAGCUUGCAGUUUAUCACCUAUAAGUUAGAAAUAAUAAUUACUGUGAGGAUUAAGUUAGUGAACAUGAAAUCAUUGUCCAAAGGAAUACCAAUAUAUGACAUUGGUGUGUAAAUUUUUAUAAUGCCACUUAACGUUCCUACUGAAUGUUUUGUAUAAUUUGACAGAAAGUGAGAAAUUAUCUAGGCAAGUAAACAGGUAAAGAUGUUUUUAGAUUAAGAGAAAAAAUGGGAACUUUGCCCUUCAAGUGUUUGAAGCAUACCUUUGGGUGCUGAGCAGACGGUUUAACUAAUACUAAUAAACACUGAGAAAGAAGUAUUUAACAACCAUUGGUAGAAAGACUAGCUGUUUCAUUGUGAACAUAGAUUCGUAUCAUAUGAUAAGAUAAUUUAUUCCAGUUGAAUUAAAAAGUUAAGCAUAAAAGUAAAAAUAUUGCAACUUUCAUCCCAAUAAUGGUGCCAAGGAACAUCAUGGCAAUAAGAAAUAUUGACAAGGUAGAUCAACUAAUUAAAAAGAUGAGAAAUGCAUAAUAAAUAUAGAGAAAAGAUGGAAUAAAAAGGGUAUUGGCAUUACAUAAGUGGUUAAUAAUAUUUUAAAAGUGAAUGAAAAUCCUUAAGGCUUUGUCCUCUUUACUAGGUAGAUAUAGAAAGGGAUAUGUUACAAAUGAGAAGAUAUUAGUAAAAAUAAAUUUUUAGAAUGAAGGUCAAGUUAACAAAUAUUUAAAAAGGAGAUUUAAAUGUCUUUGACCUAGCUCUUGCUAUUAUAUUAAACAAAAUUUUUAAAUUUGUGUGUCUUCUUACCAGUAGCACUAUUAGUAUUAUUUUUAAAAACUUUUUAGAAGACUAACAAGACUUCUGUAACUGAUUUUUUUUUUAACAUACUAAAUCACUUUGAGUAGCAAAUGUAUGCCUAGGAAAAUAUUUUAAAGAAAAAAAGUUACCUGUAGCAGUUCCUUUCAUACAAAAUUAUUUUUUUUUCCUUUCAUACAAAUUUAAAAGAAAAGCCUAUUAAUUGAGAAAUGGAUAAGUUUUGGUGUGUUACUGUUGCUAUCAUAAACAUAUAGCCAUUAAUUAAUAUUGAUAUAUGUAAAAGUCUAUGCAAAACCUGAGAAUCAAAAAAAUGUUAAUUAGAACAUAAAUUAUAUUUACUGAUUAUAUUCAUAUAAAAUUGUUUGUAUCUGUUGAAAAGAACCAGAAGAUAUUUAAGUAAUUACAGCUUAAUAAGGGGUUCUUCUUUUCUGUAAAAUAUU
Molecule: messenger RNA, 6386 nt
Organism: Sciurus carolinensis (gray squirrel)
Lineage: Eukaryota; Metazoa; Chordata; Mammalia; Rodentia; Sciuridae
Gene: Chml
Product: CHM like Rab escort protein
Exons: 1
Coding region: 8-1960 (650 amino acids)
Biological process (GO): vesicle-mediated transport; intracellular protein transport; small GTPase-mediated signal transduction
Cellular component (GO): cytoplasm; Rab-protein geranylgeranyltransferase complex; cytosol
Molecular function (GO): GDP-dissociation inhibitor activity
Source: RefSeq, a predicted model, not a curated record